Messenger RNA from Coregonus clupeaformis (lake whitefish), 10520 nucleotides. RefSeq names its product unconventional myosin-XV. Bases 1 to 9936 code for a protein of 3311 amino acids. The record is from RefSeq and is a predicted model, not a curated record. Gene Ontology annotation, cellular component: cytoskeleton; myosin complex. Lineage: Eukaryota; Metazoa; Chordata; Actinopteri; Salmoniformes; Salmonidae. The transcript has 59 exons. Gene Ontology annotation, molecular function: ATP binding; cytoskeletal motor activity; protein binding.
AUGUCACUUGUAAAAACCAAAGGUAGGACCAGUAGAGAAAAUGAGAAAACCAACACAGGAAAGAAACCAAAGGAAAAAGGAGAAAAUAAUUGUUCCAAACCCCUUCCUGCUGCAGUGACCAAUGGAAAAGAAACAGUCGAAAAGGACAAGAAAGAAGAGGUCAGUGGCAAGGGGAAGACUAAACAGGGAGAGAGUAGCAAGAAAGGUAAAGAGCAGACCAAAGAACAGCCGAAAGAGGAGAAAGAUAAGAAAACAGUGAAUGGGAAAAGUCAGAAUGGUAGAUCAUCCCCUCAGAAGGAGAAAAGCGUGACAGCUAAUGGUGGUACGAAUAAAGCUAUCAAAUCUAAACCUGGAUCAAAAAUACCCCCAACCAAAGGAGGGAGGGCAGACACACCUACACCUAUAACAAAGCCUGUAAAAAAAAGAGGUGUCAUAGUGAGUGAAACAGAGGAGGAGCUUGAGGAAUCUGAGAGCGAAGGAGAGAGUUCAGUGGAGGAGAGCGAAGAAGAGGAGCCAGUAUGUAAAGAGGAGACAAUUGAGACAGAAGGGCUCGAGACAGAGGAGACACAGGAUAGCAGCGAAGAGGAGGUUGAGGUGUCAGACACGGAGAGAAGCACAGAGGGGCAGGUAAAGGAAGAAUCAGAAAAGGAAACUCCAGUGCAAAUCAGGAAACGAGGGGAACUUGAAGGGGAGCCAGUCAGUACCAGUGAGGAAGAGAAGGAGGAAGAGGAAGAAUCAGUGGCAGUGACCAGCGAUGGGGGUGAAUCUGAGAAGGUAACUUCAAGGAAAAGAGGGUCACCAAAGAAAUCUGCCGCUGUACCACUACUCAGUUUGACGACCAGCGUCACUGCACCGGCAGGGGGUCUGAAAUCCAAGAUGUUCAAGAAAAAAAAGGGCCAGGCUGAAGAGAAGGUUGACAAACCUGGGAAACCUGGGAAACCCACUAAAGCAGAGAAAAAGAAAGCAGAAAAAAAGAAAGGGAAAGUGAAACAGAAAGCCAGUCCAGCAGAGGAAGAAUCUCAGCCUCUGAAUGAUGUCUCCCUCAGCAAGGCUGACGCUGCAAAACACAAGGCCCAGAUCCUGAAGCUAGCCAAACAAACAAAAACCUCCAUCAAAGACAAGGAUGCUCCUUCUUCCCCAUUGGAGUCGCAGGAGGAUGAGGCUGCCUCAACUUCAUCCAAAGCCCCUAAAGGCCCGUCACGGAUGAUGCUAUUGAAAGCAAAAGGAAAUGACCUCAAAGCCUGUCUGGCCGAAGGAGAACAGGAACACGCGAAAGAGGAGCAACAAGAUGGCGAAGGAGAGGAAGCCAAACAGGGGAGCAGGAAAAACAUCGGCCUGGUCCUGGGCAGAGUCAAGAUGGCAUCUGUUCGACACAGGAGCAGUAAAAUGCUGGUAAAGCCUGGAGAGGAAGCAGCUACAGCCGGGUCUACAGAUGCAGUCUCAGCCAAACCCACGGACAGUCUCAUCACUCGUAGGAAAGGUGUGACGACUCUACGCCGCGUCUCGGGUUGGAUCAGGGGGAAGAUGCCCAAAGGGUUUAACCUGAGGAGUAAACUGAAAGUAGUGACCCAGGCCAUUGGCUUCUCCCGUUGGCUCCCUCUCCAUGCCAUCAAACAGAGGGAGGGAGCCACCGGCUCCAAACGCAGCCUGCUCAAACAUCGGAUGGCCAUGCGUGUGGCUAGUAAGACCAGCCUGGCCAGCAAGAAGAACCGAGCCUCUGGAAACGGAGCCGAAUAUAAGUCUGCUGUCACCCAGAAGAGGCAAGCGGGGGAGUCGGGUGACGACCCCCACUCCACCUCACCUCCAGCAGCCAUCGUGCUCCCCAGGAUGAACAAGCUGGGCAUGGGCAAGGCCAAAGGAAUCUUACCAGCCCAGCCAUCCCAGCCUGCUCAGCCAGCCUCCUCCUCCACCCCAGGCUCCAGCACUGCUGUGGGAGCCACCCUCGAAGCCCCCAAGCCCCCCAAACCAGGAGCCAGACUGGUACUCCCAGUCAAACCAGACCUCACCCUCCUCAAGUCCAUCAAGAAGCCUGUUCCUGUUGCAGCAUCAGAGAUGAGGAGGACUGGAAGUACAAACGGGAGCACAUCAGCACAGAGACCCACACCGGACACCAGCAACGAGGACAGGAAAAGGGAGGCGGCACUUGAAGGCAAUGAGGGUGUCAGCAUCCUCCAGGCAGCCAGGGGCAAACUGGGCAACAGUCAAUUCAAACUGACCAAGCUAUCCAAGCCUCUUGCUAGUACUGGAAUAGGUGUAGGACCCAGCCGGGGAACUAUAGUCCCAGACAGGGAGACAGGAGCUGGGUUUGCCAGACCCACCACUGAUGGUCCUGAGUCUGGAGAACCUGUCAGACUGACUGGAGAACCAGCCAGAGUUGAGUCUAGGGUGGGGUCGUACUAUGAAGAAGAGGCUGAUCGAGAGGUGGCCCAGCUGAUGGGAGAGAGGGGGCUGUCCCCUGUCGGCCCUCUGGAGGUGCACUGGGCUGGGACGACUCGUAUGAGCGGAGACCCCCAGGACUGGCUGCGAGCGGAUACCCUCCUGCCCCACCAGACAGUGGAGAAGCUGACCAAGUGGACGGUGUAUGAGGAUGGGGACCAGGCCAGGACGGUACCGACCCACAAUGGGAGAGGACCCUGGGAAUCUGAGGACCCUGCUCAGGAUAUGCUGGAGAGCCGCCUCAACAACACAAAGGUACUGAUGCCAGGGACUGACCAGGCUGUGGAGGUGGACGAGGUGGAGGAUCUAUCCCAGCUUGAGGAGGUGUGUGAGAGCUCUGUGCUGCUGAAUCUGAAGAAGAGGUUUCACCGUGACUCCAUCUACACGUACAUAGGUAACAUGCUGCUGUCACUUAACCCCUUCAAGCCCCUUAGCCUCUACACAGAGGACCUCCGACAGCAAUACCAGGGCAAGGAGCAGCAACGCAACCCUCCCCAUGUCUAUGCCAUCGCUGAUGCAGCCUUCAGCCAAUCUCAGAGCUCACCACAAGAACAGUGCAUCUGUAUUCUGUCUUUCUACAGUGGUCAGAGUGGAUCAGGUAAGACUGAGGCCACCAAGCUUAUAGUCCACUACCUCAGCUCCAUGUACCAAGGCAGGAACGACAACCUCAGACAGCCCAUGGAGGUGCUGCCGAUCCUAGAGAGCUUUGGUAAUGCCAAGACCAUCCUCAACAACAACUCCAGUCGCUUUGGCAAAUACCUUCACAUCCACAUUCUACAUGGUGUGGUGGUGGGGACUUCGCUGUCAAAGUACCUUCUUGAGAAGUCACGCGUUGUCUUCCAGGCCAAUGAGGAGAGGAACUACCAUGUGUUCUAUGAGCUGCUGGCGGGGAUGAACGACUGGGAUAAACAGGAGGUCUAUCUGCAGGGAGCAGAGACAUACUACUACCUCAACCAAGGCGGGUCCUGUGAGCUGAAGGGGAAGCUGGACAAACAGGACUUCCUGUUGUUGGUCCAGUGCUUUGAGACGAUUGGUCUACAUGCCGACCAGAUCUCCACAGUCUGGGCCAUCCUCUCCUCCAUACUACAGCUGGGGAAUAUCUGCUUCAGUUCCUACGAGAGUGAGUCGUUUGAGGUGGCCCGUAUCUUCAGUGAGGCAGAAGCCAAGAGAGUAGGUUCUCUGUUAAAGGUGUCUUCAGAGGCCCUACAGACUGUCAUCACACACAAAGUCACGGAGACAACCUAUGACAGGAUCUACUGCCCCCUGUCUGUGGAAAGUGCCAUAGAAUCCAGAGAUGCCAUAGCCAAGGCCCUGUACUCUGUGUUGUUUGAUUGGCUGUUGGAACAGAUCAAUGAUUGGCUAAGCCCUACAGAGAUGGACAGCACCGUGGGCAUAGUGGACAUCUACGGCUUUGAGGACCUGGGAGUGAACAGCUUUGAACAGCUGUGUAUUAACUUUGCCAACGAGCAGCUGCAGCACUUUGUCAACAAGGCCGUGGUGACCCAGGAGCAGGAGGAGUACAGUACAGAGCAGAUCCAGUGGUAUCCCGUCCCUCUGCAGGACUUCAACUCCUGUCUAGACCUCAUCUCCUCCAGACCACAUGGUAUCCUCCGUAUACUGGAUGACCAGACCUGCCUGCCCCAGGCCACUGACCACACCUUCCUCCAAAAGUGCCACUAUCACCAUGGGAACAACCCAUACUACACCAAGCCCAAGAUCCCUCUGCCUGUCUUCACUGUGUAUCACUACGCCGGAGCUGUCACAUACCAGGUCCAUAACUUUCUGAAUAAGAACCAUGAUCAGUUCCGUACAGAGGUUGUUGAGCUGUUUGCUAGGAGUAGACUGAAGAUGGUGUCAGGGCUGUUCCGUAAGGUGCAGGAUAAUUACCUGCAGCAGAGAGAGUUGGGCUGGAGGGGUAAAGGUCACAGGCAACAGCCCUCCACGGUGGCAGCACACUUCCAACAGUCCCUGACCGAGCUCACCACACGACUAGAGAGGUGUAAAACCACCUUUAUACGAUGUUUCAAGCCAAAUUAUGUCAAGCUUCCCGGUAUCUUUGAUGUGGACUAUGUGUCAACCCAGCUGAGGCACGUUGGGAUACUUGAGACCAUCACCAUCAGGAAGGAGGGAUUCCCCAUCCGCAUCCCCUUCUCCUUCUUUAUGGAGAGGUAUGGAAUCCUCCUGGUGGAGCGACCAGCCACCAUGUCUGACAAGGAGCAGACCGUGGCUUUGCUGAACUUUGUAGGGGCUGAUGAGGGACAGUACCAGCUAGGGCUCACUAAGGUGUUUCUGAAGGAGGUGCUGUACCAACGUGUGGAGGACAAGUGGAGCAGCACUCAGAACUGGGCUGCGGUUACCAUCCAGAGGAACAUCAGAGGGUUCAUUUGCAGACGCAACUUUAGGUUCUUCAAACAGAAGGCCAUUGUCAUCCAGAGCCACAUACGAGGACAUCAGGCCAGGAAGUAUUACAAGCGCCUGAGACUGUCCUUCACUCAGUUCUGGGCUGCUAUGAUGAUCACUAGGAACACUAUCAAGAGACGACAGUGGAGGGAACAAGAGAGGAACGAGAGUAGCACGGUGAAGCCCAACACCACCACAACCACUGAGACUGAAGACCCCUCCUCCACAGGAAUGGAUGUGGGAAUGUUGGAGAUCCCAGCUGAGCUGUCGGCCAGACUACGCAGCGCAGCAGGGCGGCAGCAUGUCUCUGGGGUAACAGAGGUGGCGCCUCCACAGGUGAAAGCAGAACACACCCUCACCAUGCCCCUCGAUAUAGACUGCUACCCCUUCUCACGAUAUGCCAAAACUACACUGAAGGAUGGCUGGUGUCAGCCACAGGGCUACUCCCUCCAGCGACCUCUGACCUAUCUGGAGCCUGAGGACGCUUGCAUCGCUCUGGAGAUCUACAAACUGAUCCUGCGCUUUUCAGGGGAAAGUGAUCUGAGUGGCUGGCAGGAGCAGCUGUUGGGAAACUACAUCGUGGAGCAGGGCCUUACCAGACCCCCCCUGAGGGAUGAGAUCCUAGCCCAGAUAGCCUACACCACCUGGGGCAGGGAGUCAGAGGAGGGGUCCCUACGGAGCUGGUUGUUACUAGCCUGCUGCCUCAGUGCCUUCACCCCCUCCCCAGCCCUUGACAAACCCUUGCUCAAGUAUGUGUCUGACAAGGGUCCAGGUGAAUAUCGUUCUCUGUGCCAGCACAAACUCCUCACCUCCCUCCAUCUACCCUCUCCCACCUCCCGCCUCCAUCCCCCCUCCCAGCUUGAGUGGACAACCAAUCAGAGGAGAGGAAAGAUGGUGUUGGACAUACACACCUUCAACGAGGAAAAGAUUACAGCUGAGGUAGAGUCCUGGACCACAGGAGAGCAGCUGGCCUCAUGGCUGCUCCACUUCAGAGGGUUAUCUGACACUCCUCGGGGCUGGUCUGUGUCUCUGCUAGCUGAUGAGGGCUGGUCUGAUCUGGCUGGAUGUGACUUUGUCAUGGACCUGUUGGCUGGAGCAGAGACUGAUACAACACUGGGGACUGCACACACACACUCUGACUACCUGUUCAACAACGAGGGAAACCGGAGGAUGACAACAGAUCUCGAUGGGUUCAUCCCCCCGGCCCCCUCCAUGCAGGCCCCUGGUCUCCCCCAGCAGGAAGGGGCCCCAUGGGAUCGCAGCGACUACCAGCCAUCAGAGGGUUCUCGUGGUCGUCAGAUGGAUGCCUAUCUGGAUGACCUCUUUGACCCAGUGCUGGACCAGGGACCAGGGGACCGGGAGCGUAUGGCCAUGUUGAACAGGAGGAUGAGAGGAGGAGGAGGGAUGUAUGGAGCAGGUGUUCCAAUGACAAUGCCAGGUUAUUCUAUGGGAAUGCCUGUGAACCCUGCCAUGCAAGGCUAUGGGGCUCAGAUGAUGCCAAGUAUGAUGCCAGCUGCUCCCAUGCCUAUGAUGCCAACCAUGAUGAUGCCCCAGCCAGCUGCACCAGCCGUGGACCCCCAGCAGAUAGCAGUGCAGCAGCAGGCUUUCAUCAACCAACAGGCCCUGCUCAUGGCCCAGCAGAUGACAAUGCAGGCCAUGACUAUGUCCCAGCAGCAGAGACAGGAGCAGAGACAGGAGCAGCAGGAGAGACAGCAGCAGAGGCGCCAGGCUAACCGAACUGUCACACCCCCCCGCGCCCCAUCACCGCCACCCCCACCCCCACCCCCGGCACACACAAAUCCCCCCGCCCCAUCACCACUAUGCACUCCCAGCCAGAUGAAACCACAGCCACAGAUACAGCACCAUAUACCCGAGCCGGAGAAGGAUGUGGACUUUGCCAGUCCAGACCAGCGCAAGUCUUUCAAUGAGAAGAGAGCGUUUUUCCAGAAGAUUGGUUCUCAGCCCAAGCCAGCAGCCAAACCGUUAAAGCCUCGCCCUGCUCCCAUCAGCCCCCCCAAACAGACCCGUUCCCGCUCCCCCUCCCCACCCCCAGCCCCCAGGACUUUGCAACCUCCCCCCUCUCCUCCUGCCAGAGACCCAGCCCCCCCCAGCCCCCCUGCCUCCCCGCCCCCGCCCACCACCAGCAUCCGUGACAUCAUCAAACAAUACCAGAGCCGCCCUGCCAGUGAUCCCAAACCCUACGAGCCCGUCAGGGUUCCAGGCCUGUCGUUUGUGAAGAAGAAUGAUCCUAAAGAGGAGGCCUUGGCAAUCCUCAUGAAUAAAGGACCUGUACAACAGCAGAAGAGAAAGUGGGCCCCCCCUCCCCCAGUCCAGAGGGAGCCCCCCCAAGCAUGGCAACCCUCUCCUCCUUCCACCAGAGGGCCUCGCUCAAUCUCCAACAGCAUGAAGCAGAAACAGCGUUCCCUGGCCGACCUCUUUGGCACACAGGGUCGUUCCAAGAACCUUCCGCUUGCUCCCCCAGAGUCCGCCCCUCCUUCUCCCCCAGCCAUCUAUGAAAGCUUGCCAGACCCUCCUGCCAAGGCUGCCCCCACACUCAAUCUGCUGUCUAGGGAGGAGAGUGUUCGCUCACAGUUCCACAGGUUCUCUGCCAGCGUCUACUUUUCCUACUCUGCCAUGCCUGGCAAACUGUUCCUACGCAAAGAGGUAUUUUACCCCAGAGAGAGGUUCAACCACCCCUACAUCCUCAAACUCCUUUGUGAGCAGAUCAUGAGAGACACAUACUCUGACACCUGUGUGAGGAUCACCAGAGAGGAUAGGAGAAAAAUGAAGGAUUUACUAGGUGAUUUCCAUGUGGGCACCAAUAUCAGCUCGGUUCAGGACGACACCAUGAAGAAGAGGAUAGUGAUGGCUGCCAGAGACAACUGGGAAAACUACUUCACACGACUGUUCCCUGUCAAAGGUGGUACCAGCGGGGACACCCAGCUGUUGGGUGUGUCUCAUCGUGGGAUUCGUCUGAUGAAGGUGGCCAGAGCAUCAGGCAUAAACCCCAAACACCUGCGCCUGCUCCGCAGCUACAGCUAUGCAGAGCUGCUGUCGGUGGAACUGCGGUCUGCAGACAUAGUGGAAUUCAGUCUAAAGGGAGAACAGCUGCAGCUGCAGAGCAACAGGGCUGCACAGAUUACUGCCAUGGUCAGCGUGUUCCACCAAGAACUCAUCAAUGGCUCGGAUCAUAUGAUUGCUCUGAAGAGCUUUGUGACCGACGACAAGAGCCUGCUCAACUUCCGCAAGGGUGACAUCAUCAAACUGCUGCCCAUGGAUGGCCUCCAGCCAGGUUGGUGUUUCGGUUCUAUUGGGGGGCGCUCCGGUCUCUUCCCCAUCGAUGUCACUCAGCCGUCUGCCCCUCCUGACUACCACCACGUCCACCUUGACCGCCUCGACGAGAGGAGGAAGAGCAUGAGAGCUCCCAAGCCCCCCGCUGCCACCAGACCCCCAGCUUCCAGGCGCACUCUCCACACCGGCUCAGCACAGCCCAACCGAGAGGGCUCCAUGCUGGGGUCAGCUCAUACGGUCAAAUUAUCGGUCCAGGGCUCGGUCCAGGACGGUGAGAUGAGGGAGGUGCAGACGUUCCUGAUGACAGAAUUUGCCAUGAAACACUUCAGAGACACUGCUACCAGAAUGGAGGUUAGAGGUCUGCCUAAUGGAGGUAGAAACUUCUCAGAGAUUCUUCAGCACACAGAGGUUCCUAUUCAGGAAUCCCUCAUCCUGUACAAUGAUCCUGAGCUCAAUGGCCUGGCUGUCCAGGCCUUCCUGAGUUUAAUGCAGUUCAUGGGAGACCAGCCUCUCGGGAAGCACAAGUCUGAGGGAGACUGUGUCAGACAUGUCUUGAUGUUAGGGAAAGAGAAGGAGUUCCUGAGAGAUGAGAUUUACUGCCAGUUGAUCAAACAGACCACAAACAACACACACAGGGAGAGCUGUACCCGAGGUUGGCGUCUGUUGAACCUGGUAGCAGGGUUCUUCCCCUGCUCUGGCACUCUGAACCGCUACGUCACAUGCCUUCUACAAAACAUCAGCCAAGACCCCACACACCUCUACCAAGAGCUGUCUCAAAACUGUAAGGACAAUCUGUUCCAGUCUCUGAUCCACGGAGGGCGCAGACACAUCCCCUCUCACGCAGAGAUGGAAGCCAUACUGGCUGGCAGACAUUCUCGUCGGUUCCCCAUCAAGCUGCCAGGUGGAGUGGAGUUCCUCUGUAAGAUACGCAGCUUCAGCGUCGCUCUGGAGGUGGUGGAAGAGCUGUGUACAGAGAUGGGCAUCCAGGACCCGUCAGAAGUUAAGGAGUUCUCUAUCCAUGCCAGCCGGGACAAGGAUGAGCUGGUGCGGCCUCUCCACCCUGAUGAGUACCUGUUUGACUUCCUAUUGGAUGAUGGCUCCAUCUUCCUGUCCUUCCACCGCGUCAUGUGGACACACCCACUUCACUUCGACAACGACCUCUACCUGGAGUUCCACUUCCAACAGGUCCUGGGUAACUACCUGGAUGGCAAACUGCUGCUGCCAGGCAGUGGUGCCAAUGUCGUCCAGCAGAUGGCAGAGCUGGCUGUCCUGCAGCACCUGGCACAGGGCCUCACUCAAGAGCCCUCUGUGCCUGAACUGAAGGAGUACCUCCCCCGACAGGAAGGGGGCAGCACCAACCUGGAGCAGAUCCAAUCGAUCUCCUUCAGAGAGAUGACCGCCAAGCUGUCCCUCAGCCCCCACGAUGCCAAAUCCCGCUUCCUCGAAUGCCUGAGCUCCCUGCCUCUGUUCGGCUCUAAUAUCUUCCUGGCUCAGAAGGUCAGCCAUCGCAGCUGCCCCUCGCCUUGCCUGGUGGCUGUCAACCAAGAAGGGGUGUUGUUCUGCCAUCCCAAUAUGCAGGAGCCGAUAUUUGUGAUCCCAUUGGUGGAAGUGCAGUCACUGCGCUCAGUUAAACCAAAGAAAGACAAGAAGGUGCCUGGAGUGGAGAUCAACUAUGGCAACCCAGGACUCCUAAAAACCAUCACCAUCCACCUCAAACAGGCCAAGAAGCUGUGCCACAUCCUUGCUGUCAUCAUGGAGGAGCUGGUGAGACCACCCAUCAAUAGCUCUGUCUCCAGCCACAACCACUAGACACACACACACACACACACACACACACACGCACACACACACACACACACGCACACAGAGAGAGACACACACACACAGACACACACCUGCAGUUGGAUAGGAAAUGAGUUCUACAACUUGCAAUUAUUGAUUCAUAUAAGCAAUGAAAGCUAAUCACUUUCCACAUCUUCCAUUCCUUCUCCUGUGUCACUGAUACUCCAGUUGGUGAUUGAUGAAAUUGGUUGAGAAAUGAAUUCUAUCCACUGCAGGUUUCAUUUUCUAAAUUUCCUAACAAACACACGCAAACACACACUCUGAGAGAGGGAGCCUAUUGAUCCCUGCACUGAUAAAUAUCAAAACAAAUCAAUGCCUUCAGAUUUGUAUCUAAAACAUUUAGUUAUCAAAACAAAUCACAGCCUUUGAAUACCAAUGAAUGUCCAAAUUUGAAUAUUGCUUUGUACGUUAGGUUUCUAUAUAACCAAUUUAUCAAUGUGAAGAUCUAUUUGUAGUACAUAUUUUUGCAAUUUAAAGAGAAUGAUUUUGUAGAUGGAUGAAACUGUUCUUGUUUACUUUGUGCAUAACUAUUAAAAAGCUGUCUUGAUGAA